ACACUUGUGGACAAAAAUCAUCCUCACCCACCAUUGGCCCAGCACUUUUUGUGGCAUGGAGCACUGCCAUAAUAAUAUUAGCUUCUGGACACUACAUGGGCUCUGGGAGCUUCUCUGGAAUAUCCUCCUGAAGUUCGGCUGCCCACAGAAGUUUGUCAACAUCCUAAGGCAAUUCCAUGAAGGGAUGAUGUCACGUGUGACUAUUGGCGGCCAGGAAUCAGAACCCUUUAAGGUGUGCACCGGUGUACGCCAGGGAUGUGUUCUUGCUCCAGUCUUGUUUAAUAUCUUCCUCCUGUGUGUGACACUGCUGCUUCAUGAGAGGAUCAAGAAGGGCAGUGGCGUUACCGUCGACUUCCGACUUGACGGGAACCUGUUUAACAUCCGGAGGCUCCAAGCAGUCACAAAAGUCACACCAGUGCAAGUCAUCGAACUCCAAUACGCAGAUGACUGCGCAGUUGUGGCCCACACACCGGAGGCGCUGCAAGCUACCCUCUCAGCCGCUGCAAGUGCUUAUGGCAGACUGGGCCUCUCUGUCAACGUGGCAAAAACCGAGGCCUGAUAAAGGGAAUCUUUGCAAUUCAUCAUGGCAUUUCAAUUCUUCUGAAAUAGAGGACUUGCUCCCAGACAUGGAGAAGAGUUGGCCUGACUUACUAAAGCCUACAUCAUUUGCAUUUUGGAAGUAUGAGUGGUCCAAACAUGGCACUUGUGCUGCUAAAGCACCCUCUCUUGAUAGUCAACAUAAAUACUUCAGCAAGGCAUUGGAACUGUACCAUAAAUUGGACUUGACUAGCAUCCUUCAGAAAUUUGAUAUUAUUCCAUCUGAAAACUACUACAAAUUUUCCCAAAUUGAAGGUGUCAUAGAGAACUUCUACGGUGUUAAACCGAAGAUCCAGUGUGUGCACCCUUCAAAGAAUUCCGAUGCUCAGACUUUGGGUCAGAUCGAGAUUUGUUUCAACUCUGACUUCUCGCUCGUGGAUUGUGAAAAACUCCCACUUGAAGACCAGAGUUUUUCCAAAGCAUCUAUUUUCAGUGUCUGUGAACAGGACAUCCCAGUUUACUACCCACCUCUUCGAAACAUACUGUAGUGUUACUCAUUUCGGCAGCAGUCUAAUGUUAUAACAGUCACCAAUGUGGUUAGCUAGCACUUUGUAUUCACGGGAGGAAAUAAACAAACCGCCAUUAUUUCUUUGGUCCAGGAACUUACUGCACCGUUUAUUCUGCGCAUGCUCACAAUACCAUUUCAGUGCACGCAGGCACAUGACAUCACUGCGUAAGAUAUUAAACAUGGCUUUGCUAUUUAUAUUAUUAAAUGUCCUUAACACACAAACAAAAAAACACUAGUGUUUACAGUUGCACGCUAAUUCUACACUCUUGGGAACCAAUGCCUCUUUGUUUACCGAUCAACUGUACUGUAAAUUUGAUCUUGCUAUAAAUUUCACAAUGUCUUCUUAAUAAGUCUACUGGUGUUGUUUGAGUGCUGUGUAAUUGGAUAUGAUGAGCUUUGGAAUGUAUUGCCUUUACUAAAUGACAUUAAAAUAUUUUAAACUCAGUGUGUG
This is a messenger RNA of Entelurus aequoreus (snake pipefish), 1556 nucleotides long. It is a transcript of the gene rnaset2, whose product is annotated as ribonuclease T2. The transcript is spliced from 9 exons. Gene Ontology annotation, molecular function: RNA binding; ribonuclease T2 activity. The record is from RefSeq and is a predicted model, not a curated record. The coding region runs from base 315 to 1085 and encodes 256 amino acids. Lineage: Eukaryota; Metazoa; Chordata; Actinopteri; Syngnathiformes; Syngnathidae. Gene Ontology annotation, cellular component: extracellular region. Gene Ontology annotation, biological process: RNA catabolic process.